AUGGAGUCAACUCCCCAGACAGGCCCACCCAGAGGCCAAAACCGCCUGCAAUUGGUCAAUUUUGAUAUUCAGGAGAACCACAUUUCUCAUGAGACUCAGGGGCUCAGCAACAAAUACCUGGUGGUCCGGCGAGGGAAGCCCUUCAAAGUAACGCUGAGGUUUCACGGAAGGAUGUGGAACCCAAAACAAGAGUAUCUGGUGCUGCAGGUUGUACUAGGUGAAAUGUCCGCCAAGAUGUUGGUCCGAUUCUACAACAAGGGGUCCGACCCGCACAAAUGGUCAGCAUGGAUCAACCCAGGCGACAUAGGUCAUUGUGUUGUCACCGUCCACAUUUGUGCACCAGUGCUGUCCUCUGUGGCACAGUACCGCCUGAUGGUCCAUUUUGAAGGCGCACACGAGAGAAGCAGCUACGUUGCAGGACUGUUUGUGCUGCUGUGCAACCCUUGGCUCAAGGAGGACCCAGUGUACAUGCCAAAUGAUGCUCAACGAGAGGAAUAUGUCAAGAGUGAUUAUGGCGUGAUUUACAUGGGUACAGACCUCAACUAUAACCAGCGGCCCUGGUUGUUUGGUCAGUAUGAGCCUGGCGUUCUUGAGGCUUGUCUUCAGUUGCUUCAGGUCAGCCCCCAGCACCUAAGCAAUAGGAGAAAAGACUACGCUCUACGAGCAGAUCCGACCUAUCUGAGCAGGGUCAUCUGUGCAAUGGUGAACUCCAAUGAUGACAUGGGUCUUUUGGAGGGGAGGUGGAAGGGCAACUAUAAAGAUGGUGUCAAGCCGACUGAUUGGAGUGGCAGUGCAGACAUCCUUCACCGAUGGAUGGCGUCCAAAGGCAACCCUGUGCGCUACGGACAGUGCUGGGUCUUUGCAUCUGUUUUAUGUACAGUAAUGCGAGUCCUAGGGAUUCCCUCCAGGGUAGUGACAGUGUUUAACGCAGCCCACGAUAGUGAUGGGGACUUGAUUGCUGAAGAGUUUUACUCAAGCACCGGGGAGAGACUCGGACUGUCGAAAGACAGUGUUUGGAACUUCCAUGUUUGGGCGGAGUGCUGGAUGAGGAGGCCUGACAUUGGUGCGCAGUACGCCGGCUGGCAGGUUGUGGACGCGACUCCGCAGGAAAAGAGCGGGGGAGUAUACCGCUGUGGUCCAUGUCCAGUGGUUGCCAUCCAGAGGCGUUUCCUGAACACCCCGUAUGACACCGCUUUUAUUUACGCUUCCGUUGAUGCGGACAUCGUACGCAUGAUAGUGCGGUCUGGUAAGGUGGUAGCGAAGAAGGUGGACACUAAGUGGGUGGGACGCUUGAUCUUCACCAAAAGCAUCGGCUCAGAUGUUCCCGAGGAUCUGACGGAUUCUUAUAAGAAACAGAAAAUAUGUCAUUCCUCACGCGCUGGUCCGGACAUGCCUGGUCCAUUUGUAGAAGAUGUGUCCGGUUUGGACGUAACCUUGACCGUAGAUGGAGAACCGACUGUGGGCAAAAGCAUAGAGCUGACGGUGAAAAUCACAAACCUGUCAAACAGCACACGCCUCCUUAUGGAGCACCUCAACGCUCAGCUUAAGGAAUUCAAUGGUAGCCCAGCGAAAAGCUUCUGGAAAAGCCAUCAAGAACUCUCCAUUCAACCAUUGGAAGAUUUGACACGCCAGCAUUCCAUCUCACCCUCUAAGUACGAGUCGUUUCUGGCGGAUGAUGACAUCGUGAAGAUAUCGGUGGUCAUCAAGGACUUGAAAACCAAAGAGAGAGUGCUGGCUACACAGGACUUCAAUCUACGUUCACCAAAAAUAAAUAUAGAGGUUGAAGGCGGGGACAGCAUCCAGGUGAAGAAAGAGCACACGGCCAUUGUCUCCUUCACCAACGAGCUCAACAAAACUCUGAGUGGCGCUAUUCUCAUUGUGGAGGGCCACGGAUUGUUGCAAGGCAAACAAGAAGCCAGGCUAACUGUCCUGCGUCCAGAUGAGACGAUAGAGAAGAAGGUUGCCAUCAUGGCUUCUUCUCUGGGUACUAAGCUGUUGAGUGCCUCGUUCUCACAUCGCGACAGCUCCAGCGUCAUUUCGAGAUCUUUCCACAAAGUGUUUGUCACCGCACAAUGA
Nerophis lumbriciformis (worm pipefish) is the source of this 2076-nucleotide messenger RNA. The record is from RefSeq and is a predicted model, not a curated record. Lineage: Eukaryota; Metazoa; Chordata; Actinopteri; Syngnathiformes; Syngnathidae.